This is a messenger RNA of Rhinichthys klamathensis goyatoka, 1213 nucleotides long. RefSeq lists its product as uncharacterized. Bases 27 to 752 code for a protein of 241 amino acids. Lineage: Eukaryota; Metazoa; Chordata; Actinopteri; Cypriniformes; Leuciscidae. The record is from RefSeq and is a predicted model, not a curated record. The transcript has 4 exons.
AAAAGUCUUCUGAAAAUGUCACCAUCAUGUGGAUUGAAGAAGAGCAGAUCUCCACCAUGGAUGAAAUGCUCCCUCCGUCAGUGCGUCCAGUGACUGGAAUCAGCAGUACACACCAAGUUCUGUCUUUUGCUCCAGGAAAGAUAUUGUACAGAGAUCUUAGUUGUUUCUGCCAGUAUCCAGUGAUGUGCACCUGUCACAAGCUGCACCAACUUGAGUUUGACCAUGUUUUCCCUGAUGAGGUGCCAGGUGACAAGACAAGUGAUGAUGGUGGCCCAUCAGCUGAAGUGCCCUCUGUCCAACCUAGCUGGCCCACUACAGAUUCCCGAGCCCAUGAUGGUGGCUCUGCUACGGAGGUGCCUUCUUCUCCAUCCAGCUUGCCCACUAGAGAGCCCCAAGCCCAUUCUUCUACUCAGGUGCUGUUUGCAUGUGCCCAAUCAAGUGCAUCAAUUGGAGAGGCCCAAGCUGAGGAUUCAGACACCAUUUCCAAUGAAGGAUACACGGAAGGACAGUUUGUCUUAAUUAAGUAUGAGGGAAAACCAAAUGUGGGACAAAUUGUUGCCAUAAGUAUGGAGGGGCUGCAGGUGAACUGCAUAAUACAUCGUGGAGACAAAAAUAGUUUUGUCUGGCCAAAUAGGCGAGACUGCAUUUAUUAUCAAGAUCAGGAAAUUGUUUGUGGCUUAUCACAACCUCAGCAAGGCAGUCGGUUUGCUACUCUCUCCAAAUUUGACUGGCUUAUGUACAAUGGAGUCUAGAUGAACUGAUUUAUUUGUGGAUCCACUCAGCUACGCUGUAUGUUCACGGUUCAUAUGAUAUAAAAAAAUAGUUUGUUUUACUUAUAUUAAUACAUAUUGCAGACCAGUUUUGAAUUGAAAUGAAAUUUGAUACACAAACAUAUGUUCAUAUGGUUCAUACAAUAUUAAAAAAAAUUGUUUUAUUGUUAAAUAUCAAAUAAAUCAAUACAAUUUGAAUAUUACCUUCCAGCAUUUGAGUGGUUAAAUAUUUCCUGCCAUAUGAGUGAUCAGUACUCACCAAUAAGUAGGAUAAUACAUGGUUUGCAUUGACACAUGGCGACAUUAUCAUAUGGUGUGACACUAUAUAAUUUGGUGUGACAUUCCAAAUUGUGAAAAUAACAUACCUUUAUUAAUGAUAAAACCUGAAAAUAUUCAUGUAAUACAUAGAAAAUAGUAUCAGCAAGAGUCACAAAUAUUUUUAU